AACGAAACCCAUUAUAUUUCAUAUAGAAUUUCUUAUUGUGAAACACUAAUAAUGCAUUAGCAAAAAAGAGAUACACUAGUAAUGCAUGCACGUGCAUUUGAUUGAAACCAAUUGACUUCUUUCUUUUGUUUCUGAAAUAUUUUUAGUUGGGUACCUUUGUUUAAAGCCAAAUUCUGCUAAGAAAAGUACAAACAUGGAAGACAAUAUUAUGAAUUUAGUUGUGUUUGGAGUCAUUUCAUGGUCAACAAUAUUUCUGUUGACAAGGAGGGUCUUCCCUAAGCUUUCAUUUGAUUUCUGCAACCGAGUUGUUUCAACGAUUCAUGCAAUUUUAGCUGUAAUAUUAGCCUCUCUCACUGUUCAAGAUUGGAGGUGCCCAGUUUGUCCCUUGGCUUCAAAAUCUUCUCCAGAGCAGAUGCAAACUCUAGCAGUCACCCUUUCCUAUAUGAUCUAUGAUCUGUUAUGUUGCCUCUUUGACAAGCGAGUCAAAUUGGACAAUUCGAUCCAUCAUCUAGUCAGCAUUGUUGGAAUUGGAGCAGGCCUAAUCUAUAAGAAGUGUGGAUCAGAGAUGGUCGUGGCAUUAUGGAUAACUGAAAUCUCCAGCCCUUUCCUCCACUUGAGAGAGCUUCUAAAAGAGCUUGGUUAUAAAGAUACUGACCUUAAUUUUGCUGCUGAUAUUUUGUUUGCAAUGAUAUUUACAUUCGCUAGGAUGGGGUGUGGGCCUUAUCUCAUGUACGUGACUUUGGCGGCUAACAAUCCAUUUCUCAUAAAGGCAAUGGCAUUGGGCUUGCAAUUGGUUAGUGCCUUCUGGUUUUACAAAAUCGCAGCGAUGGUGAAAUACAAAUUGACAAAGAGGACUAGUAAAAAAGUCGCGUAAAACCUAUUUGAACCCAAAAACUGAAAUGGGCUAUUGCAGAAUAUUGUGAUCAUCAAGAAGUCAAAGUUCCUGCCUACGGUCGAACUCGUCAACCAACUAUAUUGCACAAAUCAUUUAUGAAGAUAAUCAACAACUAAGAAUUCAUUUAUCACACAAAGAAAUAAGGAUAAAAUCUUGAAAUCCAAUAUACGCCUCUUAAGUUUGAGUUAAUAUUUGUCUUUUUUGUCUGUAACUUUAACUUUGGUGAUUUCAUCAAAAAGUUUACAUUAUUGUUAAUGUCGUCUUUUCAUAUUUUGUGUCAACUACCCUUUAGAUGAUGUAGUUUUU
Molecule: messenger RNA, 1201 nt
Organism: Quercus lobata
Lineage: Eukaryota; Viridiplantae; Streptophyta; Magnoliopsida; Fagales; Fagaceae
Product: TLC domain-containing protein 5-like
Exons: 5
Coding region: 194-874 (226 amino acids)
Cellular component (GO): membrane
Source: RefSeq, a predicted model, not a curated record